Molecule: messenger RNA, 856 nt
Organism: Prunus avium (sweet cherry)
Lineage: Eukaryota; Viridiplantae; Streptophyta; Magnoliopsida; Rosales; Rosaceae
Source: RefSeq, a predicted model, not a curated record
UAUGUUUUUAGGAUGAGGAGGGCGAGAGCAAGGACUGGAUUAAUGAGUUGCCAGAUUGCAUAUUGGUAUCCAUAUUUUCACUCUUGACCCUAAAAGAUGUAGUGGAUACCACCAUGGUAUCACGUCAAUGGAGGCAUCUUGGAUUGCAGCCAAUACUAACAAGGGUCAAUCUUGAAUUUGACCUUGCAAACAUUUUCGGAAUCAACGACGUUCGAGAUGACGAUUUUGAAGACGACUUGUAUGCUGAGGACUUCUCAAAACAAGACUUUGUAAGAUGCGUGAACAAAGUUUUGCAGCUCCACCAUGGCAACAAGGUAGAGUCGUUCAAAGUGGAAUUCUUUUUUAACAGAGAAUCCACCAUUAUCCUUGACGAAUGGGUUCGUUUUGCAAUUACAAAGGGAGCUCAAGUGCUUGACCUUCAUUUAUAUUGUUGCACGUACUCGCUGUCAGAGAGAGAAGAGAGAGAAACUUUUUAUGAUUUCCCUUGCUGGUUGCUUUCAGAGCUGAACCCAUCACCUCUAAAGAAUUUGUCAUUGGCUAGAUGUUUUCUAAGACCUCCACCCGACUUUGACAGAUUCAAUCAGCUAACAACUCUUUAUCUGUACAAAGCUGUCGUAGACAACAUUUCUCUGGCACGUCUCUUAUCUGACUGUUUGCUACUCGAAAGCUUGACCUUAGAUAGUUGCAUGGGAGCCACAGAUUUGUUAGCUAAAGCUAUGUUUCCUUGUUUUAUGGGAACAUUGUUUCCUUGUUUCAUGAAACCUUGUUUUCUUGUUUGUAGUUGUAGGACUUGUAUAAAUAUGUUGUAAUCAAUAAAAACUGAUACAAGUUGAAAACCCAGAAAAUUAUCUUCUCU